Messenger RNA from Cajanus cajan (pigeon pea), 432 nucleotides. RefSeq lists its product as uncharacterized. The record is from RefSeq and is a predicted model, not a curated record. NCBI's taxonomy places the organism in Eukaryota, Viridiplantae, Streptophyta, Magnoliopsida, Fabales, Fabaceae. Gene Ontology annotation, molecular function: RNA-DNA hybrid ribonuclease activity; nucleic acid binding.
AUGCUGGACAAACACACUCAAGGGGAUGUCAUUAUAUUUGCUUCCUUGGUGUAUAGUCUCUGGCACAGCAGGAACAAACUGAUUUUUGAAGACCAGGACAUUCCAAUGCAGAUAGUGAUUGAAUCAGCCAUGAAGGUUUUAUCUCAAUUCCAACAAGCUAAUAGUAAAUUGCACCCUCUGCACAUUCAGCCUAGUGUUGCACCUGUACGUUUUUGGAUAGCCCCCCCUGACGGUGUUUUCAAAUUAAAUACUGACUUAGCUUUCAAAGAUGGUGCAAAUUGGGGAGUAGGAGUGGUAGUGAGGGAUCAUGAAGGUUUUGUUCUUGGAGCUGCUUCGUGGCAGAAACAAUGUGGAGCCGAAGUGAGAGUUGCUGAAGCUUUGGGUCUGUGCCUUGGUCUCCAAUUUGCCUUGGAUAUGGGCAUCAUAUUUUAA